AGUCGAAAACAGAGUGGCGAGAUGGGUGGAGUGCUAAUAAUUUCAGCAUAUUCAUAGUGGUAGUUUAAUUUAGUGCUCGUGUAUUCCAAAUACCCACAAUGAGACACAAGUAGAAUAAUUCAGUGACCAAAAUCCUGUGAUAAGUUCAUUUGAACACGGCACUUUCCUCUCACUUUCUAAUAGAAUUUAGUGUUGCGAAUAUCAAGAAUAACCGGAGAAGGGAAAACUCAGAAGAUGAUGGAAAAUAAAAGAUUUGAAAACGAAACCAAGGGUUCCGGGAAAGGUACAGAGGCAGAACCUAGUUCGAGUCAUACAAAGUGCGAAGAUAAAUUAGUAAGAAAAGGGCCGUUUUGGAUAUUCGGAUAUGGCUCUUUAUGUUGGAACCCUGGCUUUGAAUACCAGCAAUCUGUGACCGGGUACGUGAAAGGUUUCUCCCGAAGGUUUUGGCAAGGGAACACCACUCAUCGCGGCACUGAUAUGAAGCCGGGCAGAGUGGCAACAUUGGUCGAAGACAAAGAAGGCAUCACGUGGGGCAAAGCGUUCCUAGUCUCAGCCGAGAACAAAGCGGCGCUACCUUAUCUCAGCACCAGGGAAUGCCAACUCGGCGGCUACAGAACCUACACAGUGUACUUCUACCCUCGCCCAGAUUUCACCCCAACCACCAGCCAUAGUCUCACAGAAAAAUGCGACGCAUUACUUUAUAUAGCCGUCCCUGAAAACCGACACUGGCUGGGCGCAGCGCCUCUUCCUGACAUAGCGAAACAAAUCAUAGAGUGCCGUGGUUCAUCUGGCUCUAAUGUAGAAUACUUGUUAAGAUUAGCAGACUUCAUGAGGGACGAGAUCCCAGAGGCUUUAGACGAGCAUUUGUUUUCUUUAGAGAGAUUGGUUAAGAAAUUCGCAGCGGAUAUGAAAGUGUGUUUGAAGAGUUUAAUGGGCGAGGAGAAAGUCGAAGAAAAAGAAGAAAAGGCGGUGGUUCCAAGCUUCCAGUUCGCGUCGAGAGUGCCAGAGAAGAAAUUGCGCUGUGUUAACAUGUGACGGGUGUGGGUGAAAGUUGGUCCUUCGACCGUGCUGUGGAUUUUCGUAUGAUGUGAAUGUUAAAUGCGAUUUUAUGUACAAAUAUUUUGCUUCCGGUUGUAAGGUGCAGACUAGACAUGAGUUUAUUUGACGAAUUUUGCAAACUGAAGAGACGAAAAAUAACUUAUUUAUGAUUGACAUAUAAACGACGUAUUAUCGUCAUUAUAACGUCAUUCCCAUAUACAAGGACAAUAUAUAAACAUGGCAUCAAAUAUAUAGGCUGGAUCCUCAGUAUUUGACUACGUUGGUAGCUGGGAAUGUCUAAUUGCAAUCGUAAUGAAAAAAAUCUAACUUUUAUGGGUAAACUUUCGGCAGCGUGUUUAUAAGAAAGGAAAAAAUACCAUAUGAAAUUGUCGUAUGGAUUAGAUUCCUUUAACUUUGUUUUUUCGUUGUGACACAAUGGUGAUAGGCUGAUAGCAUUUGAAAUUAAUGUAAUUUUACGUUAUUCCUUUAUUUUCUUUGAGAGUUACAUUUUCUUACAUUUAGAUAUCAACUUCGAAGCGCAAACGGUACAGAGGCGCCACCUACUUUAUCCUUAAGGAAGCAAUAAUUUUGAACCAGCAAAAGCUCAAUGAUGGACUUCAUUGACAUGAAUUGAUUAAUAACGUCCUUUGUUCGAUGUAACAAAGAUAAUUAUGGUUUAGAUACAAACGCGAUAGUUUACAAUAGCAGACUCAAAAUAUUACCUAUAUUGUAUGUUUUGGACGUCACUCGCUUCUCAAAACAAACGGUGUUUGUAUCUUUAAGAGCAAGGUACCUUUGUGUCUAUUAGUUGUUCCGUCUGCAAUGGUCCAAUAACUACAGCACGCACGAAACAAGCGGUCACGAAAAGGUAGGCGGACCGAAGCUCAACGAGUGAGGAAGCAACCGGGAAUACGCACAAAUAACAGAGUUGUUCCAUCCUGUUCCCGUCAUACAACCCUGCGAUACACGUGCCCAGCUACUUUCUUCCUAUUUGAAAAGCGUGUGGGGUCAGCCCAUUCGGUGAACUGAAGCCCUGUCACUUGCCAAGUCACUUAACAUUCCCUUCCUAUACCUACUUUGACGAAAUCCAUUCACGUCAUUGGUUUUACUGUGUUAUUUACACAGACAUAUAAGCGUAACUUGAAUGCUUAUAUGUUACUUAUCAGCAAAAAAUUAAAGACUAUGUAAUACGAAUACCUCUUUUCGUAAUUAAGUUUUAUUCACGUCUCUAGGAAAUAUUAAUGUUAAUUAGAAAACAGCAAAAUUGGCAGCAACUCUACUAGAAACAAUUUGGCACCGAAAACUUUGAAAUUUUUAAUUGAAAUGGAAAUGUAUGGAUUUUUGAUGAGAAAUUUUCAAUAAUAGUUAACUUCAAUGUUUGCUUACUUUUUGUUAACUUACUUUUCAAUAAGUAUAUAUAAUUUAUACACGUGACUAACUAAUCGUUUCUAUGUAAAUACAUUUGUAUAUCAUGUUUGACUUAGCAUAUAGGUAUAGUCUUUUAAUCUUCGGCAUCCCGGUCGUAGUUUAUUGUAUCAACUUACACAAUUAUGAUGCGUUUUAUGUAUUGAGGAAAUUAAUUUUGAAUUGUUUAUAACAUUAAAAAUAGAAUAAGUUUGGAUAAUAAAUAAAUAGCUGGACGUGUAGAAACUUUGUCUAAUAAAAAAUAAAUUGAAACAUUAUGUUGAAAGAUUGAAACGCCCAUCCUCGUGGUUUUCUAUAAAAAUAGUGUUACAAGUAAUAAAAUUUAACAGUGAAUAGGUUGGAAAUGAAAUCCACACAAAUUUCUUUUAUUAUUUCAAUUAGUCAUUAACACUAUCCAUACUAAUAUUAAAAAGAGAAAAGAUUUGUAUUUAUGUUUUUAAUGAAUAAACUCAAAAACUACUCUACCGAUUUUGGUGAAAUUUGGCACAGAGAUAGACGAAACGAUUAGGAGGCUUCUUUUAAAUGGUUUUACCCGAGCGAAGCCGGGAGGGGUCGCCAAUUUUAAUAUAUAAUAAUAUUUAUUUGCAUAUUUACGAUUUGGGAGUCAAAGAUCGAAGGACUAUAAACCCAGUCCUUUAAUUUCAUAUUUGAUGACAUUUUCCUUGUGACUAACUUACCCACUUCUCGAUUUAUCUGAUUCAAGAGGCAGACAAUGUAAUUUAGGUACCAAAUAAUGAAAUUGACAAGUAUUACACGAAUUUAGGUUAGCUAGGUUUUAAUUUGUUAGGCAUUAAGUUAAAGUGAUAAAAUUGUUUUACGCUCUACAAUAGUUUAUUGUGGUUAUAAAUUUAUUUUUGUUACGUUAUUAAAUUAUGGUCCAUCAAAUUUUGAUAGAUUUUAGCGAAAAUAACAAUAACGCAACCUAUAAAGUGGUGCUCGAAAAUUUAAUUUUUAUGAGUACAUUUUUUUGUGAUAUAUGGCAAUACUUUCUCUGAUGCCAUUUAAAAAAAGUAUUAAAUGCUACAAUAGUGUCUACAAAAAUUAACCUUAGUGUGUACAUAAUCCAAACACUCGUUUUCUGGCGAGACAAAAAAGAAUAAUUCCAUCGCACGCAAUUAUAUUGCCAUAAAAAAUCAAUACAAUCGCUAAAUAUUAAAAUAAAUUUGAUGGACAACGCUUCCUCGAAUCAAACGCUUGUAAUAUCGCUAGACUUGUGAUAGACGAAACUCUUAAAGAGUGAAUUUUGUAUACAUUUUGAAUCGUAAUUAAAAAUAUAAAUGUACUAACUAGCAUAAUUUUUGUAUGAAAAUUUGUAUGUAAUGAUAUCGGCAAAAUAUUGCGAUUAAUUAAAUAGAAUCAAUAGAA
Molecule: messenger RNA, 3828 nt
Organism: Plodia interpunctella (Indianmeal moth)
Lineage: Eukaryota; Metazoa; Arthropoda; Insecta; Lepidoptera; Pyralidae
Exons: 3
Coding region: 235-1035 (266 amino acids)
Biological process (GO): glutathione catabolic process
Cellular component (GO): cytoplasm
Molecular function (GO): glutathione specific gamma-glutamylcyclotransferase activity; gamma-glutamylcyclotransferase activity
Source: RefSeq, a predicted model, not a curated record